Acaromyces ingoldii is the source of this 2509-nucleotide messenger RNA. RefSeq names its product glycoside hydrolase. Lineage: Eukaryota; Fungi; Basidiomycota; Exobasidiomycetes; Exobasidiales; Cryptobasidiaceae. Gene Ontology annotation, cellular component: extracellular region; cell surface. Gene Ontology annotation, biological process: glucan catabolic process. Gene Ontology annotation, molecular function: glucan endo-1,6-beta-glucosidase activity. The transcript has 3 exons. The coding region runs from base 155 to 2251 and encodes 698 amino acids. The record is from RefSeq and is a predicted model, not a curated record.
CCCUCUCUCUCUUUCAGGCCAGGUGCCUUGCCGCUCUUUCAUCGUGACCAGACACCCUUGAAGGGCAGGUCGACUUCAUCAACCCGACGCCGCUGGUCGGCAGUCUUAUCACUUUCUUUGACCGUCACUGCGAAUCGUGGAAGUCACUUCAGCAAUGCGUCUCCUUCCCCGUGCGACAGGCGAUCUCACGUCUUUGGCAACUGGUUUGUCUCUCGUCAUUGCCAACUACAAGCCCACACCACAGCUACCCACCGCCAAUGACACAGGUUCGUCUGGGUCACAAGAGUUGCUACCAUCGUCGCAGGGCAAUCAUUUCCAGGUGCAGACACCUCAGAUGAUGGCUUCGCAGCCUCAACGGCCAGAGGACGAGUGGGGCUUGCCCUCGGUGCUCUACGUACCCCAAACGUCAAAGGUCGACACCGAGACAAGCGGUGCAAGCUCCUUCGCAGCGAAUGGAAAGACCGUAGGUGCGGGCAAUUGUCCAGUCCAAAGCGCCUACACACCCCAAGGUGGUUGGGACAAGCUGCCGCCGCCCGUCUACCCAGCCUUUGACCCCGUCAUGGCCAAUGUCUACCGAUAUCGUCAGCAGCAAGGCGUGGACUUGGGUGCUUGGUUUGUCCAAGAGGCAUGGAUGUCUGGGUCUCUCUUUUCGUGCGCGACUGGCGGCAAGUCGGCAGAAUACGACGUUCUCGAUGGUUUUGGCCAGAGCCAGCAGGGCGUUAGCAGCGCCAAGGCAUUCAUGGAAAAGCACUGGGACACUUGGAUCACGGAGGCCGACUUUCAGAAGAUGGCUGGCAUGGGCAUCAAUACGGUCAGGCUACCCAUCGGCUAUUGGUCCGCCGGGCCUUACUUCACUCACGAUUCUCCCUUCUCGGCCUACUCCAACGUGUACGAGUACUCUUGGCGCUACGUGGCCAGGGCCAUCAAUUGGGCAGCCAAGUACAACAUCGGCGUCCUCGUGGAUCUGCACGCCGCCUAUGGUUCUCAGAACGGCCAAGCUCAUUCCGGUUUGAGCGACGGCAACAUCGAGUUUUACAACGACUUCAACAUGAACCUCACCACCGAACUGCUUGUUUGGCUUGCCCAUGAGAUCUCAAACGUAACCAAUGUUGUCGGUAUUCAGCUGCUCAACGAACCCCAAGACCGCACGAGUCUCUGGCCUUGGUACACAAAGACCAUGGACGCCAUGCGCAACGCAUCCGACAGCUCCGCAACGGUGCCCCUCUACUUUCAUGACGCCUUCAACCUCAACAAGGGGGCCUCUUUUGUCUCGAAGCGAUCCGACUUUGUCGUUCAGGACCACCAUUCCUACUACGUCUAUACGGCUGCAGACACCAAGCUCUCGGCCAAGGGGCAUACGAAGGCCAUCAAUGGCCAAAUUCAGCAGUGGAUGGCCACCGAGUCGGAUGUCGCCAGGCGCAACCUGGUCGUUGGCGAGUGGUCGUGCGCGCUGAAUCCAGCCUCGCUUACCAAAUCCACCAACAAGAGCAAGGACCAGAGGGACUUCUGCAACGCACAGCUCGACGUUUAUGGUGAUACGGCAUCUGGCUUCAUGUUCUGGAGCUGGAAAAUGGAGAAUUGUCAAGACAACGGCGGCUGGUGCUUUCAACAAGCUGCUGGUAACUCUUUGCCGAGCACAUUUGACUCGUGGGGCCUCGAAAACGUCACGGCAAAGUUUUUUGCCGUUUCGAAUGCCUCUACUCAAACCAACGUAGAUGUCUUGACGAGGAUCGAACAGAUUGCACUUCCAGCACAAAACGGCGCAAAGAACGUCACUUCGACCUUGGCCAAUGUCACCAAUCAUGCAAUUAUCGCAGCUCAAGAUCACGGCGCUCGGAUCGGCAUGGUGGAAAAGCCGUUGGUGGGCCAACGGCGAGGAGCAGAUCGGCAAUCGUUCUGGCAGGCUGGAGGAAGCUAUGCCAGUCGAGCUCGCCUCGCGGUGACUUCGCCAAAGAGGGAUGCGGCGACGAAGGCAAUGCCUGCGAACUCGGCGACAUCAGCGGCAUCCGCAGCUUCCGCAGCUGGAUUCAAUGACGGCUUCAAGUCGGCUCGCUUUUUCGCCGCCAAGGGCAAUCUUUCACGUCUGGGCUUCGCUCAACAAUACAUGACGGACUCGUGGGCCGCCCGACUGAGCAACUCGCAAUCCAAACUUUCGCUGCAAGCAAACAAUUCUGACCAAUAUCUCGCUCAGUUUAAAGCGGGACUGCUCGCAGCCGAAGCCGAAAUUGCCAGGGCCAUCCUGACAACUUAGUGGACGCCCCGUUCGUAUGAUGUAAUGUAGAUUGACCUUCCAUCGAACAGCAUCGUCUUGCUUGCCACUCUCGCUCGCCUAUCAUUGCUGGUGAUGCGUUCGAGAUCUUAUAGAAUACUGACGUCGGCCAACACACGGCCUUCCUUUUGAAGCUUCAUGGUGCCUUCCCAAAAUGCCCGCGGCGUUGCGCCAAGACGUUCACACUGUCGUGAGCCGCACUUCUUGCUUAGGAUAGAAAAUACCGAUAAACAAGAGUGG